GUCCGUCAACCAAAUUCCAAUUAAGUAUAAUCAAUCCAAAACUUAGUUUUAUAAUAUGAAUUAUAAUAUGACAUGUUUCUAUACUUUUGUUUUAUUAGUACUAUUUUUAUCAUCAUUGAAUCUUGUUUUUUCUUCUAAACAUAGAAAAUUGAGCUAUGUUGGUGAUAAUGGUGAUCUUGUGACUAAUUUACCUGGUCAGCCUCCAGUAGAUUUCCAGCACUAUGCUGGAUAUGUCACAGUUAAUGAAACCAAUGGAAGAGCACUGUUUUACUGGUUUUUUGAAGCCAUGACCAAACCUGAAGAGAAACCAUUGGUUUUAUGGCUUAAUGGAGGUCCUGGUUGCUCUUCUGUGGGAUAUGGAGCAACACAAGAAAUUGGCCCAUUUUUAGUGGACACUGAUGGCAAAGGCAUUAAAUUUAAUAACUUCUCAUGGAACAAAGAAGCAAACAUGUUAUUCUUGGAAUCUCCUAUUGGAGUUGGCUUUUCCUACUCAAAUACAACUAGUGAAUAUGCACAAUUAGGAGAUGACUUCACAGCUAAUGAUGCUUACACUUUUCUACAUAAUUGGUUUAUCAAGUAUCCAUCAUAUAGAACAAGGGAAUUUUACAUAGCAGGAGAGAGCUAUGCAGGAAAAUAUGUACCAGAGCUAGCUGAACUCAUCAUUGAUAGAAACAAUAACCCUUCCCUUCAUAUUGAUCUCAAGGGCAUUUUGCUAGGAAACCCUGAAACUUCUUAUGCUGAGGAUUGGUUAGGAAUGGUUGAUUAUGCUUGGAGUCAUGCAGUGAUAUCCGACGAAACAUACAAAAAAAUCAGAAGAAGCUGUGAAUUUAACAGUAGUGAUCCAUGGAAAAAUAAAGAAUGUACUCAAGGAGUGGAUGAAGUGCUCAAACAAUACAAUGAAAUUGAUAUCUAUAGUCUUUAUACCUCUGUCUGCUUUGCCAGUACAGCACGAUCAAAUGAUCAAUCGAUGAAAAUGACGAUGAAGCACUCAUCUUUAAUGAUACCAAGGAUCAUGGGUGGUUAUGAUCCAUGUCUUGAUGAUUAUGCUAAAGCUUUUUACAAUAAACCAGAUGUUCAGAAGGCCCUUCAUGCCAGUGAUGGUCACAAUCUUAGGAAUUGGAGUAUUUGCAACAAUGACAUAUUCACCGGAUGGAAACAAUCAAAACCUUCUGUUAUCCCAAUUUACAAGAAGCUUAUUUCAGUUGGACUUAGAAUUUGGCUUUACAGUGGAGACACUGAUGGUAGAGUGCCAGUGCUAUCAACUAGAUACAGCUUAAGCAUUCUUGAUUUGCCUAUCACCAAACAAUGGAGUCCUUGGUACCAUGAAAAGGAGGUAAGUGGAUGGUAUCAAGAAUAUGAAGGACUUACAUUUGCUACAUUUAGAGGAGCUGGUCAUGCUGUGCCCUGUUUUAAACCUAGCAAUUCACUUGCAUUCUUCACUUCCUUUCUUCUCGGAGAAUCACCACCUUCUACUAGAUGAAAAAUUAUGUGAUUUGGAGUGUUAAGAUUUUGCAAUUAAUUACUUGGUAGUACCAUCUUAUUAAGAUAUUAAGCAGGAACAUACAAAUAUAGUAUAUUAUAUAUGAUGAUAUAAUAAAUAAAAGAGUAUCAAUGUUUCGGCUUGACCGGUGAAAAAUCUUAUUUAAUCUUCUAAUGAAACCUACACACACUUGCAUUGUUAAUUUUUGUAA
Trifolium pratense (red clover) is the source of this 1691-nucleotide messenger RNA. Its product is annotated as serine carboxypeptidase-like 31. Gene Ontology annotation, molecular function: serine-type carboxypeptidase activity. Gene Ontology annotation, cellular component: vacuole. Lineage: Eukaryota; Viridiplantae; Streptophyta; Magnoliopsida; Fabales; Fabaceae. The transcript has 10 exons. Bases 56 to 1480 code for a protein of 474 amino acids. The record is from RefSeq and is a predicted model, not a curated record. Gene Ontology annotation, biological process: proteolysis.